GAUGAAAUGCCAUCCCGGAUAUUCAGCUCACGUAGUUUCACGUAUAGAAUAUUCUCUUCAUAUAAAAUACGAGGUGGCCUGUCGCGUAUACUUUCAUAGUGCUGCACGCGGCUGAAACAAGGAGUUCCUAUCACUGAUUGCACCAUGAGGAUUUUGCUGUCGGUCUUGAUGCUGAUUGUUGCUCUUGGUGCAGCCAGUGGUGCAAGAUCAAGAAAAUGGAAGAGGAAACAGUUUGUAUCUAACAAAAAACCAUCAGAUUGCCCCAAAAACUGCGAGAAAUGCUCCAACAGGUUUUCUUGUUCCACAUGUGACAAUGGAUAUGCACUAUUAAAAAGAUUUAUUUUCUCGCGCUGCGUCCAAAAAUGCCCUAGAGGAUACAAGAAAGUGAUGAACCGUGAAGGUGGGAGCAAGUGCGUGGAAGCGUGCUCCCAAAAUUGCAAGACGUGCCAAAACAAAUUCUCCUGCUCCGUAUGUGAAGGUGGUUAUUCUCUGUUCCGAGGCUUCGCUAGUCUGGAGAGUCGCUGUCUUUCAAACUGCCCAAAUGGGUAUAAGAAAGAGAUGAACCCCUCAGGUGGAUACAAAUGUGUCAAAAAGUGUACAUCAAAUUGCAAUAAAUGCCGAACCAGAUUUUCCUGCGCUGUAUGUGAAGAUGGAUAUUCACUUUUUAGCUUGCGGAUGAUUAAUCGUUGUGUAAAGAAGUGUCCAAAGGGUUACAAACCUGAGGGGAGCCUUACAAGCGGACUUAGAUGUACUAAAGAGUGUCAAGUACCGAACUGUGGAUCCUGUCCCAAACGAUGGGGAGUGUUUCAACGACCCAACAGAUGUGAAAGAUGCAAGCCUGGCUACUACAAAUUAACAGCUGGUAAUAAACCGUGGCAGCAGCACGACUUUUGCUUCUCUCACUGCCCCUCCGGUUACAUGAAAAGUGACAAGAAGGGUGUUCCUGAAUGCGUGAAAGUAGGUGUGGCUAUAAAAACAGAGGCCCCCACUGAGCCAACAACUGAAGAGCCAACAACUGAAGCGCCAACAACUGAAGAGCCAACAACUGAAGCGCCAACAACUGAAGAGCCAACAACUGAAGCGCCAACAACUGAAGAGCCAACAACUGAAGCGCCAACAACUGAAGAGCCAACAACUGAAGCGCCAACAACUGAAGAGCCAACAACUGAAGCGCCAACAACUGAAGAGCCAACAACUGAAGCGCCAACAACUGAAGAGCCAACAACUGAAGCGCCAACAACUGAAGAGCCAACAACUGAAGCGCCAACAACUGAAGAGCCAACAACUGAAGCGCCAACAACUGAAGAGCCAACAACUGAAGCGCCAACAACUGAAGAGCCAACAACUGAAGCGCCAACAACUGAAGAGCCAACAACUGAAGCGCCAACAACUGAAGAGCCAACAACUGAAGCGCCAACAACUGAAGAGCCAACAACUGAAGCGCCAACAACUGAAGAGCCAACAACUGAAGCGCCAACAACUGAAGAGCCAACAACUGAAGCGCCAACAACUGAAGAGCCAACAACUGAAGCGCCAACAACUGAAGAGCCAACAACUGAAGCGCCAACAACUGAAGAGCCAACUACUGAGGAGCCAACAACUGAAGAGCCCACCACCAUGUCUAACUCGUGGACUACCCCAGACACAUUCAGUACCCCUGGACCCACUUCCGCUGAGCUGACUACGACCGAGCUCUUCACGACUGAAUCUUUCACUACUACCGAACCAACCGAUACACCUGAACCAGGCAUUUUCAUAGACUUUUGGCCUUAAGUUUCCUUUUAUCCAGUUGCGAUUACCUCAUGUUUUUACUUCUGAAAGACAACUUUAAGUGAACAUAGCUAACAUGUAAGCGAUUUUUUGGGCUUGAUUUUUAUAGUUAUUGUGUGUGCUUAGUUUUUGUUUGUAUUGAAGAGAUUUCGGAUUUUAUAUCUACAGUAUGGGAAGACAAUACGGUUAAAUAAAAAAUAAGUGUGGAUUCACCACUAGAUUAAAAAUUAAGGUCAUGAGAAUAAAGAAUUAAAGAACUCUUGACUUAAACGAA
Stylophora pistillata is the source of this 2044-nucleotide messenger RNA. RefSeq lists its product as uncharacterized. The record is from RefSeq and is a predicted model, not a curated record. Lineage: Eukaryota; Metazoa; Cnidaria; Anthozoa; Scleractinia; Pocilloporidae.